This is a messenger RNA of Plenodomus lingam JN3, 4533 nucleotides long. RefSeq lists its product as uncharacterized. The record is from RefSeq and is a predicted model, not a curated record. Gene Ontology annotation, molecular function: protein binding. NCBI's taxonomy places the organism in Eukaryota, Fungi, Ascomycota, Dothideomycetes, Pleosporales, Leptosphaeriaceae.
AUGGCUUCUGGCAAUGCGCCAACCAUAGAGACUGGCCCAGAGGUGCAAGAGGUGGAGACAGAGCACUUGGGCUUCAAAGUGCUGGCACAGGGCAAGGCAGGACCCAAAAAGGUCAAGAUCCUCCCACCAUGGCCCGCCCAUCAGCUUCCAAACACCUCCGCCACCCUCCUCUCCAUAUCCUCCAAGCAGGGCCUCUUAGCCGCCGCCGGCCCAGGCACCCUCAUCGUCACCUCGACCGAAGGCGUGCGAAAAGCCUACCAGAACCAGACUCUCUCCGAGACCAUCACAGACGCAGGUGAUGCCCGACUCGAGCAGCGCGAUCUCGAUGUGGUCGCCGACUUUGCCGUCGACACAGGCCUGGAAGUCCCUACACUGCGCCAUGUCGCCUUCUCGACCGACGGCGAUUUCUUGGUCAUCUCCGCCGAGGAGGGCGGGGGUCUGGCAGUGUUUGACACGGAGAAACUAAAGGCUGGAGACAAGAACCCUCGGUCUCAGAUCGGUACCGACAAGACUGCGAUUCGCGCCCUCCAGCCAAAUCCCAUGCCUGAGCUGGCCCACUACUACGCUGCCGUUCUCGAGACUGGGAGGCUGGUCAUUGCCGACGUGGAGAAUGGUGCGACAAACACGAUCAAAGAGGACGGUGUUAGCUGCGUGGCUUGGAGCACGCGUGGAAAGGCCGUCGUUGCAGGCCUACAAGACGGUAGUGUCGCCAUCCUCCUGAGCGACGGAACUCUAAAAGGCGUGGUGCCACGUCCUCCUGAGGUGGACGAGAGCUUUGCUGUCACUGGUCUAUCCUGGCUGACCAACGACGAGUUCUUCAUUAUCCACUCGGUCAAACAGCAAGACCCGGAAGACGCCCAGGACAGCAAGUACCACUACGUCAAGAGCAACAAAGGAUGGACAAGCUUCAAAUUUAGGGAACUUAUCUGGGAUCCAGUUGCGCCAUCACGAGACGGCAUUCCCCGGCCACUGCCUCCUCGUUUCUCUGCUAUGCGCCUACGGAACUGGCAGCCGGAUCUCGAAGACAUGCUCAUCGUCACCAACUCACAUACAGACGCCAUCGUCGUCUUCGCGUCGACUAGCAAGGCCAUUUCUCCUGACCAGGCCGGCUGUAACGAGCUCAUGCUCGUUGGUGUCGACGACUCCAAGAAGGCUGCUGUGCCGCGGACGGUCUAUGGAGAGGAUACAGAUAGUAUUUUUGUCGGCGAAGCGCUCGAUCUUUCUAGCACAGAAAAGAUCAGACGGCCCAUUCCCGCACUAGAAGAGAUUGAGGAGGCCCCAUGGCCGUUACCCGCGUACAUGGCUCUGACACAUGAAGGAGUGUUGGCAUCGUGGUGGAUAGUUUGGAAUCGAUCCAUUGAGGCUGGCACGCGCUAUCCUGGUCUCAUCUUUGGCAGCCCCGAGACUGCACAGGCAAGCACUACGCCUGCGAAACCCACGCCACAGCCGGGUUCCGUCUUUGCUCAAUCUUCUACUCCAGUCUCACAGAUUCCACAGGCCUUUAGCAAGCCAUUGUCCACUUUUGGUACACCACCAAGCUCGCAGGCUGGCAAUAGUGCAUCUGGCUUUGGCUCCACAACACCAUCUACACUCAUGAAGCCCACUCCCCCGGGCUUUGGUACCCCUGGUUUUGGAUCGAUUACUCCAGCCUUUGGAAAACCUGCACAGCCAGCAUUUGGCGCACCCUCAUCAAUAGGUAAGCCGGCAUUUGGGGCUCCUUCAGCCAUUGGUCAACCUGCCCAGCCAGCUUUCGGAGCCCCAUCGGCCAUCGGGACACCUGGUGGAUCGGGCUUUGGAGUUGCAGGUGGAUUUGGCAGCAAGGCGUCUCCUUGGGGAGCACCGCAAGCUUCGCAGAGUCAGGCAAAUCCAUUCUCGGCUGCUGCCAGUGGUGCGUCUGGGUUUGCCAAGUUUGGACAGACUGGGCCAACCGGAGGUUCCACGUUCUCCAGCUUUGGUAGCAAUGGUGGCACUCAGUCGGGCUUUGGCUCUCUCGGACAGAGUCAAGAGAAGCCUGGUUUUGCUGGACUGAAGGCCCAACCAAGCUUUGGGUCCACCGUCACAGUCGAAUCUGGUGCCGGGUCCACGCUUCCUUCAUGGGCCAACACACCCGCACAGAAUGGCUCGAUAUUCGGACAGAAUAAUAAAUCGUCCUUCAACACAGCCUCAUUCGAGUCGAAAGAGUCUGACAUGAGCGAUGUGAACGAGGCCGAACGCCGGCAGAGAGAUGAGGCCACACCGACACCACAGAACCCAACGGCGAAGCAGCAAGAUAAGCCGCUCUUCGGCCUUGCAGGUGGCUUCAAACUCGGUACCACCUUCGCAAGCGAUGGCACGGCGAAGGAUGAUCCGGCGAAGCCAGCAGCUCCCGCGAAUGGUUCAUUCUUCGGGAGCGAUUUUUCCAACACGCUUGGAUCUGUUGACGUGAAACCUCCUGCUACCCCUCCGAAGGAGACACCAGAGAAUGGCUCUACUACGCCGGCGUCACCGUCAAAACAGCAAGCCCUAUUUUCUAGCACCACUCCUGCCAAAGCUAGUGAGACUCCCAAGGCAGCCCCAUCGGCUAAAGAAUCGGCAACUCCCAUCGAUGAUGCACCCCUUCCUCCCGACUUCACCAAAGUCAAGCCACCCAAGGUUGAUGAUGCGCCCCUUCCCCCUGACUUUAUCAAUACUCCAUUGCCCAAAUCAAACAAGAAGGACCUGCCACCUCUAGCCGGGAGCCCUGGGAUCAAAGUCCAGGCUCCCGGUUCGUCACCUGAUGCUUUGCCUCUCGACGAUGAUGAUGAAGAAGACUUUGAAAACGUCGAGGAUGAAGCACGUGAGGGCGAAGGCGGUGAGGAGAAUGAGGAACAAGACGAAGAGGAGGAGGCAUCUUCCCCUCGACGCGAAGCUUCAAAACCCCAGUCGUCUAAAUCUGCUGGUUGGAAUUUCCAGGAAAGCGCCAGUCAAUCUCCACGCGUCUUCCCAUCUGCACCCACACCACCGAUUGCAAAGUCGGGCGCUACAUCGCAGUCUGGUGGUAGCGCCUCACCGGCUCAACCUACCUUGUUCGAAAAUCCUCCAAAACCAGCACCUUCGUCUCUCUUUGAUCAGCCGGCUCAAAAAAAUGGGCCCUUUUCGUUCGCUCCGACAUCAAUGACUGCCAAACCAAACUUCCCGCCUCCGAAGAAUCGCACUCAGAAUCUCCGUUCACCAAGCCCAGUUCGAUCAGCUUCGACUUCAGCAAUGCGAGCCCGAAGAGAACCACUGGUUGCCCCAGGCGCAACACUUAGCGCUUCCAUGCAACAAUCAAAGCCACCCACUCCCCAACCACAGGUUUCGGAUCUGGAGGACGAAGAGGAUGAGCGUAUGCGGGAACAACUCGCGCGUCCAAUCGAACCAAUGAGGACUUUAGAUGACUUCGUCGCCUAUCAAAACUAUACUGGAGGCUCACCAAACAAGACGGGCCAUGCUGCUCAAAUUGAAAUGAUCUAUAAAGACAUCAAUGGCAUGGUCGACGCACUUGGCUGGAAUGCACGCUCCAUAAAAUCCUUUACUGAGUACCACAAACAGCCGCAGUCUGGUCACCGUGUUGAUCGUCGCACGUUGGAAGACGUCCAAGACGAAGGGCAGGACGGCUCGUGGUUCGAACGAUUUGCAAUGUGUGAGAUUGAAGCAUUGAAGUCUCUGGAGGAUGAAUUGGAACAAGAGCUCGAUGCAGGCAGAGUACAAGAUGUGCUCGGCAUGCUUGCCCAGCUUGCCCGCUUGCUCCGUGAAAAGGCGAAGCUGAUGACCCGUCUCAACGACAUACGCCGACAAAUCAUCAACCGAAAAGACCCAGAAAAGACGCAAGCUCUGCGAAACGCGCCGCUACCCAAGGAAAUUGCCGACAGCCAAAAGGCUCUUCGCAACGAUUACGCACAGCUCCUCAUCUCGCUCCAAAAAGCCGAAGAAGCAGCCGCUAUCCUCCGCACAAAACUCGCCUCUCAGAACGCUUCCAACGGCAAGACCAGCGCCGUCCCCACCGUCGAAGCCGUUAAGAGCACCGUUCUAAAACUCACCGCCAUGGCGGAAAAACGCAACAACGACAUUCUACUCCUCGAAUCCCAACUCCGCAAGAUCGGCCUGACAGAUCCCAGCAGGCCUUCCUCUGCUGGCUCACGCACCCAACCACAAGCCACACCGCGCCGUGGUCGCAGCGGCAACAAUCACAACAACAAUACUACCGCACUCCGCACCAGCACAGCCGAAACCCCCUUCGCAACUCCACCUACUCGUAGCACACUCAGUCUCCGCGAACUCAACCGCCGCGCGCUCACGCCCGAGGUCGAGCCUUUUCCGACGCCUACGAACAAGGGUUAUGGACUCUUUUAUACGCCUCGCGAGGAUGAGGACGGGGAACCAUCAACGCCGGGCAGGGAGUUGGCGCGGAUGAGCGAGGUGGUGGAUGAGCAUAUUGAGGGGUUGAGGGUUGCGGCGGGGAGAAGGAGGGAUGUUGCGAGGGGGUUGAGGAGGGCGCUUGGGGAGAGGGGGGUUAGGGUUACGAGGGUUGGGUGA